UUCAAAACCGUCGCAACUGCAGAAAUUCAAAUUCAAAAACCCUAAACCAGGCACCAAUCAGCCCCACCUCACAGGAAGCCAGCAAUGGACCGAGGUGGAGGGCCGGCGUCGAGUGGAUCGAAGCCCUCGUUGUUCUCAGUGUAUCAGAAUCCGGCUCUCUCCGCCGCCCUCACCUCCAACAGCCUCCGCCCCUCCGCCUCCACUCUCCUCUUCAUCCUUUCCAUCUUCUCAGCCGCCGGCCUUACGCUGAUCUUUUCCCUUUCCAGGGAAAAUGCAGUUGCUACUGAUCUGGGACUCGGAUUUGUCUCUCAAGAUGUUGCUCGUAUAUUUUCCAAAGUAGUACCAGCACUGGCAACCAUGAUUCUACUUGGAACUUUGCUUGCUUUCUUCAGGGCAUUCUCACAGUGGCGAGCAAGAAAUUCUACAGAUGUGGCAAUUAUAUCCCUUUCCAAAGGCACUAAGGAGGUGACACGCCUCAGCAAACGACAGCUAGGCCUUCUCGGACUAAGUCCGAAACUCGAACUGGAUUCUGAAGAGCCUUCAAAGAAACCUCCCAAAUCCAAAAUCAGCUCACCUUCACAGUCAGACUUGCUAGUCCCUCUUCAUCCAUCUGUAACAGGUUCUGAUCACUUAUCUAGACCGAGUGGCGGGAGAUCGAGUGCCAGUAGCGGAAGCAAGAUGCAUACCUUCAGCACACCUUCAGGAUCACCAGCUUCUCCUUCUAUGUAUCUUGUCCCUGCGCCUUCCAUGCGGUCCCCUGUCCCGCUACAGUCCUUGCAGUCUUCACCUGGUACGGAUCAGCCGGUUUCCACCCCAUGGUCGAAAAAACGGCCCCCCUUUCACAAGGAGAUAGCUACAGAGGAGGAUCUCAAAAGAUUCUUGGCGGACGUUGAUGAGAAAAUAUCCGAGACAAUAAGUAAAUUGGGGACUCCACCUCCCACUGUGAAUGGAUUUGGUAUGACCAGUCCAAACACCAUGAUAAGCUCGGUUAAUACUUCUGGAGCCACGAGAAGCACGCCUCUGAGGCCGGUAAGGAUGUCCCCUGGUUCCCAAAAGUUCACGACCCCUCCGAAGAAAGGGGAAUUGGAUCUACCCCCUCCAAUGUCAAUAGAAGAGUCAAUUGAGGCUUUCGAGAAGUUGGGAGUGUACCCGCAUAUCGAGCAAUGGCGUGAUCGGUUGAGGCAGUGGUUUUCUUCUGUUGUACUCAAUCCUCUUCUUACAAAAAUCGAAACGAGCCACCUGAAGGUUAUUGAAGCAGCUGCUAAACUUAACAUUUCGAUUACCCUCAGUCAAGUUGGAAGUGAUACCCCAACUACACCUACUGCUAAUGUAUCUCAAAUGGAGCGAACUAACGAGUGGAAGCCAUCAUUUGCAGUUGACGAAGAUGGACUUCUUCAUCAGCUUCGUGCUACUCUCGUUCAAGUUCUUGAUGCUUCAAAAUUACCUUCUAGCAACAUCCAGCAAGCUGCAUCAAUUCCUGUUCUACAAGAGGCUGUUGAUGCCAUUGUGGAGCAUCAGAGGCUCCAUGCUUUGAUAAAAGGAGAGUGGGCUAAGGGGUUGCUUCCUCAAAGUAGUGUCCGAGCAGAUUAUACUGUACAAAGGAUUCGUAAGCUUGCGGAAGGAACGUGUGUGAAGAACUACGAGUAUCUGGGAAAUGGCGAAGUCUAUGACAAAGUGAAUAAGAAAUGGAGUCUUGAGCUCCCCAGUGAUUCUCAUCUUCUUCUCUAUCUGUUUUGUGCUUUCAUGGAGUAUCCCAAAUGGAUGUUGCAUGUCGAUCCUUCAACUUAUACCAGGGCACAUGGUAGCAAGAACCCUUUGUUUUUGGGGGCCCUCCCGCCUAAAGAAAGCUUCCCUGAGAAGUAUAUAGCCGUUAUAUCCGGUGUUCCCUCUGUUCUGCAUCCUGGGGCUUGUAUUCUAGCUGUUGGGAAGCAAUCUCCUCCAGUAUUUGCUUUAUACUGGGACAAAAAGCCUCAGUUUUCUUUCCAGGCAACUAACGAAGUUAUGUCAUUGCCUUUCUCGUUGCUCGUCUCUUUCACUGCUCGUGUUUUGCAGUAUGCAGAACUUCCUUUUCAUUCUUAA
Molecule: messenger RNA, 2079 nt
Organism: Striga asiatica
Lineage: Eukaryota; Viridiplantae; Streptophyta; Magnoliopsida; Lamiales; Orobanchaceae
Source: the annotation of a GenBank genome assembly